Anopheles bellator is the source of this 849-nucleotide messenger RNA. Its product is annotated as chymotrypsin-1-like. Gene Ontology annotation, biological process: proteolysis. Lineage: Eukaryota; Metazoa; Arthropoda; Insecta; Diptera; Culicidae. The transcript has 3 exons. Gene Ontology annotation, molecular function: serine-type endopeptidase activity. Bases 1 to 849 code for a protein of 282 amino acids. The record is from RefSeq and is a predicted model, not a curated record.
AUGGUAUCGGUUCGCGUUGUGCUCGUUGGAGUGGUCCUCGUCGCCCUUGGCUGGACCACUGCCACCGAACUCGAAGAUCCUCCCGUCACCCAGGCGGACGAUGCGAAGAUCGUCGGCGGCAUGACGGCUCAGGAACGGAUCCCGUACCAGAUCUCGCUCCAGGUGCUCGUCAGCUCGUUCUUCGGGUUUGGUCCACGGCGCUGGAUGCACAACUGUGGUGGGUCCAUCGUGAACGAGUACUACAUCGUGACGGCGGCCCACUGUCUGGACGGUAUGGACCCGGCCCGGAUGUCGAUCGUGGCCGGUACGAACGAUCUGCGGAAUGAUGGGGCUGCCGGUACGCGCUACCUGAUCGAGUCGUACCUCAUCCACCCGGACUACAUCGAGCUGAACCGGAGCGAUAUCGGCGUGAUGCGGACCCGCGAGAUGAUCGCGUUCAACGAGAAGGUGUCAACGAUCCGCUACUCGUCGGACUUUGUUGGCGGCGGUGUGAUGUGCCUGCUGACGGGCUGGGGCUACACGAUGCCGAUCCGGAUCGGAUCGACGCCGCAGGACCUGCAGAAGGCGGAACUGACGACGAUCACCAACGAUCAGUGCCGUGAACGGGGAAUGCCCGUCAACCCGACCGAGAUCUGUACUUUUACGCGCGUCGGUCAAGGUGCUUGUGGAGGUGACUCGGGUGGACCGCUCGUAUGCAACAACCAGCUGUCCGGAGUAGUGUCCUACGGUACGCGGUACUGCGGGAUCGGAGUUCCCGACGUCUACACCCGCGUUUCGGAGUUUGAUUCGUGGAUUCAGGAGAACACCCAGAUCACCGGGGGCAACCAGUCGGAACCGAUGGGACAGUAA